AUGGCAGAUACGUCACCUGCAGGGAGCAUUCCAACCGCAAUCCGAGAAUUGUUUCAACUGGCCAAAGAGACAGGGCUACCGGUUGGCAUUUCAAUUGGCGAGAAAGGGGAGCUCACCCUCCUAGAAAAGGCCAUCCUUGGCGACUUGAAACUCCUGUUGGGAUAUAGGCAUGCAGGGUACCGGUCUGAUCGCACACUUGGAGCAUAUUGGCGGCUAGAUCGCAACCCUGCAGCACCCAUUCCACUACAAGAACUACCACCUCGACGACCUCCCCAAGUGAUGAUAAACCUAGACAGUGAUGAGGAUGAGCAGCCACCCGCUGAAAACAAACCUCCAGCAAGACCAAGACCACCACCAACCAACCUAAACCAUGCUCUGGUGAUACUAGCAUGA
Molecule: messenger RNA, 393 nt
Organism: Paramuricea clavata
Lineage: Eukaryota; Metazoa; Cnidaria; Anthozoa; Malacalcyonacea; Plexauridae
Source: the annotation of a GenBank genome assembly